GCUGUGGCUGUGCAGUCAGAGUGUUGCUGGUUGUUAAUGUAGUAUCUACUAAAACCCUCAUUCCUUGGGAUCCUCAAAAGCCCAGUUAAUCUUGGCCGUUCAGUCUCCACACAGAAAGGUUCUCACUCGAGUACACGUGCUGCCUAUCUUUUCUUCCCUAUUCAAUAUUUUGCUUCCAUGCAUGGAAUUCUCCUCCAACAAUAUCACAAAAACAAAUAAGAGAGAGGGGGGGCUAGAGUAUGUCUAUUUUAGAGAGAGAAAAGAGAAAGAGCCAUGGUUGUGUUGUGCUUUGAUUGUUCUUAAACAUGGAGAAAGCUUGCUCAUCGCCCAUUAUUUUCGACUUAUAUUUCUUCAUUAAAGCUUUGAUUUUUGUUUGGCAUUAAAACACCCCCAUUAAAUUCUCUAUAGAGGUCUAAUGUGUGUACUUGAGAAAGGGGAUUUGUAUGGCCUUUUCUUUUAGAGGGUCUGAUCUUUGUACUUUAACAAGACCGUCACAUCUCUCCACUCUUUUUGAUUCUCUAGAUCAAUCACCAGUGCCAAAGCAGCGAACUUCGUGAUCUGUUCUAUCUGCUACCUGAUCUGGGUUUGACUCCGUCCUGGUUCCGUUUUUUCACCAAAUGGGUGCCUAUCUUUCUUGAAAUGCAGCGAUCGAGGUAACAUUUGUGCUGUUGAUUUUGUUCUUCUGACCGUGUUAAUUUGAUUAGAUCAAUCAAUGGAAACCAAUCAAAAGAACAACUUUGUUUGCAAGUAUUGCAACAAAAGAUAUCCCUGUGGCAAGUCCUUGGGUGGUCAUAUUAGGAUCCAUUUGAAUGCUAAUGGAACUUGCUCAACUGAUGAAGAUGCUAAGGUUAAGAUGAGCACGACCGAAAACAAAAGUAAGCAAAUCUCUGUGUCUGAAGCUGGUGGUCAGUUUGGUUAUGCUCUUAGAGAGAAUCCUAAGAAAACAACCAGGUUUGUGUUGGAUUCCAGCAAGACUACUUCACUGCCAGAAAAGCUGUGUAAGGAAUGUGGCAAGGGGUUUCAAUCACUGAAAGCACUUUGUGGUCACAUGGCUUGUCACUCUAAGAACUUCUUUCAAGACCAGUCGGGGGCUACUAUGAAGUUGAAAGGAAUAACCAUGGACAAGCAGUCAGAUAGUGAGACAACUGAUCCGAUGGAGCGAAGGAGAUCCAAAAGAAUGAGGUACAAGGCUAUUGAUGUUUACACUUCUUCAUUAUCUUUGACAAAUACUGCUUCUUUAUCUUCUACUUCUGAUAUAGAGCAAGAACAAGAGGAAGUGGCUAAAUCUUUGAUGAUGUUGUCCAAGGAUUCUGGUUUUAAAGGUUGUUUUAGUUCAGUUGCAGAUUCUUCAGAUAACAAUUCCGUGGUUUUAGAGGGUAAAUCAUCAUCUAUGAAAAUGAGGAUUAAUGUAAAUGACGGUAUUAAUUUCGUGUCCAGCGGUAUCGAGUCACUGGAGAUGAAGAAAGCAACGCAAAGGGGGGUAAAUUCUUCUGAGAAUGAUCAGUCUGAGAAUUCUGAUUCCGGGUACUUUAGGAACGGUCCCAAGAAGGUUGGAUCAGAUGUUUCUGUUCAUGGGUUUGCUAGGAAUGGUGAAUUCAAGAAGCAAGAAGUGGAUUCUGUGUUUAGUUAUGAUGAUGAGUUGGAUGCUGAAUCAGGGAAAAGAUUAAGCAUGUCAAGGCAUAUUAGAACUCAAUUGGGGAAGGAUUUCAUCGUGGAUGAUGUAUAUAAUCAAGGUGAUAGAGCUUUGAUGGAUUCGCAAAAGGGAUGCAAGAAUGAGUCAUGCGAAUAUAAAAGCAGCAGUGUUCGAAACAGGGGCAGCAAAUGUGUUUCUCUCGGGGGACGCAGAACCAUCCAUAACAGGAUUAAUGGCUGUAGUGAUUCAAUAUAUGAGAGUGGGGAGAAUAGCGUAGAUACUGACUAUGUCCCUAAUCCAAUUGCUAAUAGUAGUAAGAUGAUUCAAUCUAGAAGUGGAAAAACUCCAAUUGAGAAGAGUUCUUCUGGAAAAGCAGAGAAAAAAUUGGGGUUGAAAAUAGAGAAAGUACACGAAUGUCCUUUCUGUCCCAAGGUUUUCCGAUCAGGUCAAGCUUUGGGUGGUCAUAAGAGGUCCCAUUUUAUUGGAGCGGCCAGGGUUAGACCUGUGGUGAUUGAGCAAGAUGUGCCUGAGAUAUCCACUCGGGGGCUAAUCGAUCUUAAUCUUCCUGUCUCCACGGAGGAAGAGUCAGAUGGGUUAGGACCGUGGUAAUUCAUGAGUUUCUGCAAGUAGGUCAGUCAGAUCUCCAAAGGAGAAACUUUUUGCUCGUGGUUUUUGAUGAAGAUGCUAGCGACUGCUAGAGUGUACAGACAAGGUGAAUGCUUUUGCUUCAGAUUCAAGGAUGUCUUGCUAAGGUAGCUAUUCCAUUCGUUGCUUGUGAAGAUGUAAGAAGCAUGUGUUUUCACUUUGUUGGUUUUUUUUUUUUUUUUCCUUUCUUAAGAGCUUCUUUUGAUAUCUCAUUUGUUUAUCCUAGCAAUUUAUCUCGUUACAAAUUUUAAAUUUACUAGCCCUUUUGUUUUGGAAAACGUGCGAUGUAUAGUAUUUGGAUCCUACAUUUCUUUCUUUUCUGUUUUUCUUCCAUGAAUUCAUGGGUACUUGAAUUCUGUGGAAAUGGAAGCCUUGAACAGAACAUACAUAUGUUUUGAAAUCCCCUAUUGUAUGCUCUAUCGGCGAGCAAAAUCCAUUGCCAACUGAACUUAAUCGUUAACUAGAAUCAAUUUUUAAUGUUCA
Populus euphratica (Euphrates poplar) is the source of this 2761-nucleotide messenger RNA. RefSeq lists its product as uncharacterized. The record is from RefSeq and is a predicted model, not a curated record. Lineage: Eukaryota; Viridiplantae; Streptophyta; Magnoliopsida; Malpighiales; Salicaceae. The transcript has a single exon. The coding region runs from base 713 to 2242 and encodes 509 amino acids.